UGUGUUGCUUUAUCUUCCUGUUACGCAACUCCUGUUAUCCCAGGGGAUAAUAGUCACUAUGUAGAAGGGGAGAGCAGGUAUAUCUGGAUGCCGGAUGGUGAAGGAGUACCACAUCUGGUAGACCUUCAAGCUCCCGUUGAUGAACAGGCAUUAGCUUCAGCUAGGAACGGCGCCGACAACCAGUAUUGGCUUUUUACCAGGCGCAAUCCUAACAAUGCCCAAAUCCUUGUCAUCAACAACGCGAACAGCGUCUCGUCAUCCAACUACAAUGGUGCACUUCCUACAAAGGUGAUCGUCCACGGAUGGAACAACAACGGCAAUUCCCCAAUGAACCCGCUCAUCACUCAAGCUUUCCUAGCUGUAGGUGAUUUCAACGUUAUAGUUCUCGACUGGAGCCGCUUGGCUAACAACCCAUUAUACUCAACCGCCGCUGCGGGUGUCCCAAAUGUCGGACAACACCUUGGAAACUUCCUCAUCUGGCUAUUCAAUACGGCUGGUGGAAAUUGGAAUAACCUCCAUCUAGUCGGGUUCAGCUUGGGAGCUCAUGUCGUCGGCAACGCUGGACGCACAGCUUCGGGAAGACCAGGACGCGUAACAGGUUUGGACCCAGCUGGUCCAAGCUGGGGCGGGAAUUCCUUGGCUUUAAACACAAAUAGCGGCGUCUACGUCGAGUCCAUUCACACCGACGGUGGCUUCCUCGGCAUCAUGGAUGCGAUCUCUAAUGCAGAUUUCUAUCCAAACGGCGGAAAGAACCCUCAGCCUGGAUGCUGGAUUAGUACUUGCUCUCAUGGUCGUGCCCCAGAACUUUUUGCGUCAAGUGUGAGAACGAAUCAUUUCAUCGGUCGUCAGUGCGGUAACAUCUGGGAAGCCGAACUGAGCACCUGCAACGGAGGAUCAUUGCACAUGGGCAAUGCUGUGAUGGGUAAACGAGGAUCCGGGAUCUAUGGACUGCGCACGGGUUCAAACUGGCCGUUUUGA
Molecule: messenger RNA, 978 nt
Organism: Aricia agestis (brown argus)
Lineage: Eukaryota; Metazoa; Arthropoda; Insecta; Lepidoptera; Lycaenidae
Product: lipase member H-A-like
Exons: 5
Coding region: 88-978 (296 amino acids)
Biological process (GO): lipid metabolic process
Molecular function (GO): lipase activity
Source: RefSeq, a predicted model, not a curated record